This is a messenger RNA of Seriola aureovittata, 2827 nucleotides long. RefSeq names its product EF-hand domain family, member D1 (gene efhd1). The transcript is spliced from 4 exons. Gene Ontology annotation, molecular function: calcium ion binding. Lineage: Eukaryota; Metazoa; Chordata; Actinopteri; Carangiformes; Carangidae. The record is from RefSeq and is a predicted model, not a curated record. The coding region runs from base 109 to 810 and encodes 233 amino acids.
UUGUCGUGUGUCAGUGGCGGCUCUCAGGCAGUUUGACUGUGGUCCUCUCAGCGGCUGUCAGGCUCCAUUCCUCCUCACAGCCUCAGGGAGCAGCGUUCUACCCGCAGCAUGGCAUCAGAAGAGCUGGCUCGGAAGUUGCAGUCGCGGCUCGCCGCUACGCAGGAGGCAGAGUCGAGGCCGGAGGCCGAGGGGGGCUCGCUGAGACCCCAACCCCGGGAGCCCGAGGCCGCCUGCGGCGAUUCGUCCUCCGAGCUGUCCGCGAAACUGACCCGCAGGCUGGACAUCAACGAGGGCAACGCCGCCCCUCGACCGACCCGCGUCUUCAACCCCUACACGGAGUUCAAGGAGUUCUCCCGCAAACAGAUCAAGGACAUGGAGGCGAUGUUCAGGCGGUACGACACUGGGAGAGACGGUUUCAUCGAUCUGAUGGAGCUGAAGCUGAUGAUGGAGAAGCUGGGAGCUCCUCAGACUCACCUGGGCCUCAAGAACAUGAUCCGAGAGGUGGACGAAGACUUUGAUGGAAAACUGAGCUUCAGAGAGUUCCUGUUGAUAUUCCGUAGAGCAGCAGCUGGAGAGCUGCAGGAGGAGAGUGGUCUGAUGGCUCUGGCCCGACUGUCAGAGAUCAAUGUCUCCACGGAGGGGGUGAUGGGGGCCAAGGACUUCUUUGAAGCCAAGGUUCAGGCUCUGUCAGUCGGCAGCAAGUUUGAGGCUGAGAUCCGAGAGGAGAAGGAAGAACGAAAGAGACAGGAUGUGGAGAAGAAGCAGAGGCAGGCUGCCUUCAAGCAGCUGCAGUCCACCUUCUGCUCCUGACCCUCCACAGUCCAGACCAGAGUCCAGACCUGCAGCGUCAGAGUCACAGGACACUCACACUUUUACCAGUGUCUCUGACACUUUAUAACAUAGAUGACAGCUGAGGAGACUCAUUCAUCCAGAACCGUGAUCCAGAUCAUCACAUGUUCAGUGUGUGUGUGUGUGUGUGUGUGUGUGUGUGUGUGUGUGUGUGUGUGUGUGUGUGUGUGUGUGUGUGUCUCCAACAUGUCUGAACCUGUUCAUGUUGUCAAGUUUGAAGGUCAUGUGACACAUGACCUUGUUUCCUCCUAUUACAUCUACAACCUGCAACAGUGUAGUGAUAGAUCAUAGUGUAAAUAACUGUAACUACAGUAUGAUGAUAACAAUGAUAAUAACAAUGAUAAUAAUAAUAAUAAUAAUAAUAAUAAGUGUUAACUUCACAUUUGUUGGUGGCAGAUGGAGACUACUGACUGUGACUCUGAUGAUUGACAGUCACCAGCUCAGACUGGGAUUGGCUGUCAUGAACAGUGUAAAGCGUACGACAACCCCACUACAGCUCAACUUUUAAAGGAACAGUUCAACAUUUUUGGAAAUAUGUUUAUUACCAGCCAUGACAACACGGCUGGACUCAGUCUCAUGUCUGACUUGAGUUCAGAUCUGCACUCAGGAUUUAGUUAGCCUAGCUUAGCAUUAAGACAGGAAGCAGGGAAACAGCCCCCAGCCCCUGUGAAGCGCCCUCACACUCUUCUUUGUAUCUUGUUUGUGUGCAGAUGAAACAGUUAAAACACUUGCACACUGACCUAAAGUCUGAUCAACCUCUCUGUCUCUCUGCGCUGUGGAUGAAUCGUUGUUGUAUCUGACCCGAACACAAACCGAUGCUUCUACAUCUGUGUGUUUAAAGGUGUUUAUAGGUGUGAACGUGUCACAUGCAUCUUUACAGGUGUUUGAACAGGUGUCUGUAUGCUAAGCUAGACUAACCAUGUCCUGACUGCAGCACAUGUUUUUUGAAAAUGUUUAAGUAUUUCUUUAAGAUAAACUUGUUUAACCUGACAGUCUGUCACAGUCAGACUCAGUCACAGUCAGACUCACAGUCAGUCAGACUCAGUCUCAGUUGGACUCAGUCACAGUCAGACUCGGUCUCAGUCAAACUGUGUCAGUCAGACUCAGUCACAGUCAGACUCACAGUCACAGUCAGACUCAGUCUCAGUCAUACUCAGUCACAGUCAGACUCAGUCUCAGUCAGACUCACAGUCACAAUUGGACUGAAUCUCAGUCAGACUCACAGUCAGUCAGACUCAGUCUCAGUCAUGCUCAGUCACAGUCAGACUCAGUCACAGUCGGACUCAGUCACAGUCGGACUCAGUCACAGUCGGACUCAGUCACAGUCGGACUCAGUCUCAGUCGGACUCAGUCUCAGUCGGACUCAGUCACAGUCAGACUCAGUCUCAGUCAGACUCACAGUCAGACUCAGUCUCAGUCAUACUCAGUCACAGUCUGUUGUCAGAUGUAACUGAACUGUAGAAGGAGCCACAGACAGAUCAGUGUGAUUCUGAUCCUGAUCCUGCUUGUGUCAGAGUGUGUCAGCUGUUCACAUACAAAUGAACGGAGUCAGUCAUAUGAAGCUGAGGAUAUUCAUGUGUAACAUGAUCAAAUGAAAGAAGAAUAAUACAGGCAUGAUCAGGUCCAGGUCCUGGAUCAGCUGACAGACUCUGACCUGAGCACUGUUAUUGUUGAGUGUUCAUGUGUCUGCUCCUUUACUUCACCUGUAAUAGUGUUUUUAAGUUGUAGCAUGUAAAAGAAACUACUGUACGUAUCACAGAGUGUCUCUGUUGAGGAAAUGGACAAUGUAUUUUUUCAUGAAUAAAAUAGUCUAUAUUGUUUUAGCAGAGAUUAUAAGUUGCCAAAUACAAAAAAGGUCAGUGAGAUAUAUUUUUGGGCACUUGUAAAGAUAUCGUGUUGUUUUACUCCCUGUUGUUAUGGAAACGUUUGAACUGAUUGAAUUAAAGAAUGAAAUAAAAUGACAUUCAAAAAUACAGAA